AUGUCUACCAAAGAUGAACCCGUCGAUCUGACUACCAUCCCAGUCUCUCCAGGUGGUGAUAACAGCGAUAAGAAGCCAGAAGCUUCAGAGGAACAGAUCACUGUGUUUCAUGACAAGGACAACUUCAAUGUCAAGCACCCUUUGAUGCACAAAUGGACUCUGUGGUUCACCAAGCCACCGAGUGGAAAGGGUGACAACUGGAAUGAUUUACUGAAGGAGGUUAUCACUUUCAAUUCCGUCGAGGAGUUCUGGGGUGUCUAUAACAACAUUGCGCCAACAUCCGAGCUCGCCCUUAAGUCAGAUUACCACCUUUUUAAAGAAGGCGUCCGACCAGAAUGGGAAGACGUGCAAAAUAAGCACGGAGGAAAAUGGUCCUACCAAUUCAAAAACAAACACGCUGUUCCAAUUGACGAACUCUGGCUUCAAGUAAUGCUCGCCGCGAUUGGCGAAACUCUUGAGGAAGAAGGAGACGGAGAACUCAUGGGUGUAGUCGUCAACGUGCGAAAGGGUUUCUACCGUGUCGGUGUCUGGACUCGCACAAUCGGAAAGAGCAUCCCGGGUGGUGGUGACGGAGAUGUCGCUGGUGGCAAGGGAAGGUCCAUAGAGAAGGGUAAAGAUAUCCUUAUGAAUAUCGGAAAGAAGUUCAAGGAUGUUCUUAAGCUUCCUGAGGGAGAGGUGGUCGAGUUUUCUGGUCACACCGAUAGUGCGCAUAGUGGAAGUACCCGCGCGAAAGCCAAGUACACUGUCUAA
Glarea lozoyensis ATCC 20868 is the source of this 750-nucleotide messenger RNA. Its product is annotated as eIF4e-like protein. The coding region runs from base 1 to 750 and encodes 249 amino acids. The transcript is spliced from 3 exons. NCBI's taxonomy places the organism in Eukaryota, Fungi, Ascomycota, Leotiomycetes, Helotiales, Helotiaceae. Gene Ontology annotation, molecular function: RNA 7-methylguanosine cap binding; translation initiation factor activity. The record is from RefSeq and is a predicted model, not a curated record. Gene Ontology annotation, biological process: translational initiation. Gene Ontology annotation, cellular component: cytoplasm; eukaryotic translation initiation factor 4F complex.